This is a messenger RNA of Podarcis raffonei (Aeolian wall lizard), 2359 nucleotides long. It is a transcript of the gene MSS51, whose product is annotated as MSS51 mitochondrial translational activator. Lineage: Eukaryota; Metazoa; Chordata; Lepidosauria; Squamata; Lacertidae. The record is from RefSeq and is a predicted model, not a curated record. The transcript has 7 exons. The coding region runs from base 181 to 1533 and encodes 450 amino acids.
AAGAUCAGGAACUGCUGGCAGGAUAUUCUUAGACUGAGAUUUUCUUCCUGGCAUUUCUGCAGUUGGAGGCUGAGAGCAAUACUGGAGAAUUCAAGGGAUAUUUGCAGCAGAGGAAGAAUCCAGCUGCAGAGACGUCUAGCAGAUUGAUUCAGAUUCUGGAUCCUCCAACAACCCCCAAAGAUGGCUCACAGGAACAAAGCUGGGGCUUCCAAAGCCGGCCGCGCCAAAAAGACUCCCAAGGAGACGCCAGUUGUUACAGGACCCAAUAUGGACUCUCUGGGUUUCCUGGCUAUGGACAGCAACGUCCCAGGUUUGUCGCAGGUCAUCCUUCAAAAACUCAACAUGAAGAGCUACGAUGACUACAGGUCUGCAGUGGAAGGCAGAAAACUGUGCACGGAUUUUGGCAUCCGGUCCUAUUUUGAGAUGUUCCAGAAAAUGGAGGACACUUUCAAGUUUUGUGUUGAGUGCAAGAAGCUUCCGGAAUCAAUGCCUGAUCCUAAAAGCCUGCGGCGCUGCAAAAGGUGCCAGAAUGUCUAUUACUGUGGCUCAGAAUGCCAGCGAGCCAACUGGCCCACACACAAAAAGGUCUGCAAGAAGCUGAAGCUGGUGGCUCUCGACCGACUAGUGGAAUGGCUUGUUUUCACAGGCGACAUCCCUUUCCCCACAAGCCCCUGGACGAAGCGAAUCCUGGAGGUGAGAGGCUGGGAGGACUACUUCUCGAUGCAGGACGGUCUAGAGGAGAAGCUCAGCAAUAUCAUGACGGGGCGUUACAUGAACAUCCUCUGGGCCAAUGCUGGGAAGCCAAAGCCGGAGGAGGCGGAGCUCCUGGAGUCUGUCAAGCGGGUGAUGACGGACUUUGUGUCCAGGCCAGCCACCAUUGGCUUGGGGCUGUGCCUGUUCCACCUCGACCCCUACGCCAAGCCUAUCACGGUGCACGUGGUUGGAGCUUCCCACGUAGAGACUCUGAAUGCCCGGGUGACAGACUACGAUGAGCUCUCCCGCAUGUUUCCAAAGCACCAGGGCAUCGAGGUGGUGAUGGUGGGCGUUGACGUGGUAGAUGGGCCCAUCAUGAGGCCGCCGUUGGUGGCUUUCGGGCCCCGGGAACGAGUCUACCUCAGCAGCUACAAGGGCCUUUAUCAUGACUUCUGGGAAUCGCAGGUGGAGACCCAGCAGGCUGCUCGGCCUGACAUCGUGGUUGGCUUCCACCCAGGUUUCCAUGCCUGCCAUGACCUAAUGGAGAGUUGGCUUCCCACCUUGCUGCUCCUUCGAGACUACGAGAUCCCCUCGCUCUUCACCGUGUACAGUGAACAGGAAAUGAAGAAUUCGCUCAAGAUCUUGAUGGAGCUAGAGACCCAGAUCACAGGCUGUGGGGCCAACCCCUUUGCCUCCCUCAAACCAGAACAGGCCUACUCAAACCCCAAUAAGCCUCCUGUCUACUGCAACUCCCACUACAUGAUGUUCCGGGGGCUGUCUGCUCCCCCAGAUGAGCUGGACAUAGGAGAGCUGGAUGGGGGUGAAGAGGAGCAAGAUUAGAUGGGGAAGCUUACAGCAAGCGACCUCCUAACUCCAGGCAGCAGAGGCUUCUUCAUUUCCCCACAUCUGUUCAACUACUUGCUUGGAGCGGACAGAGAUGUCAGGAACGCAAGUGGUGGUUGUGUGCGCGUGCUCAUUCUCAAAGCUGGCCCCGUCCUUGCAGCUGAAGGGCAGAUUCCAAGGGUAGCAAAUAGGGAAGCGCCAUAGCUCAGUGGGGAAGCAUCUGCUUUGCAUGCAGGAGGUUGUGGAUUCAGUCCCCAGUCUAGGAUUGGCAGAUAUCCCUGCCUCAAACCCCAGAGAGCUGCUCUGAGGCCGUGGAUGUUGGCCCUUCUUAACUGGAAUUCCCAUCAACCCCAGAAACCAUGAAGCUACCAGCCAUGAUGUCUGUGCUCUGCCUCUGACACAGUAAUGCGUCUUGAGUACCAGUUGCUGGAAACCACAGGAGAGAGUGCUCUUGUGCUUGGGUCUCACUUGUGGGUUUCCCUCCAGGUAUCUGGCUACCCUCUGCGAGACCAGGAUGCUGGACCAGAUGAGCCUUUGGCCUGAUCUACCAGGCUCUACCCAUGGGUUCCAUGGUUGGAGGCUGAAGAGCUUUGGGAUACCAGUUGCUGGAAAUUGCAGGAAGAAAGUGUGCUGUUGCACUCAGAUCCUGCCUCCUGGCUUCCGUCCCACAGGCAUCUGGGGGUGGGGCACUGUGAGACCAGGAUGCUGGACUAGAUGGGACAUUGGUCUGAUCCAGCAGGCUCUUCUUAAGUUCUUAAGCAUGGUCAAUGUUCCUGUGGACCUGCUGUUUUUCAAAAGCCAAGCCAUGGACUCGUUGCUUUUG